Molecule: messenger RNA, 8018 nt
Organism: Dicentrarchus labrax (European seabass)
Lineage: Eukaryota; Metazoa; Chordata; Actinopteri; Moronidae
Exons: 4
Coding region: 460-6807 (2115 amino acids)
Biological process (GO): positive regulation of calcineurin-NFAT signaling cascade
Cellular component (GO): Z disc
Source: RefSeq, a predicted model, not a curated record
UGUGUUGCUGCUCAGUUUGGCCACACCAACUUGUGCAUCUAUUUUGGUAUUUUCUGAGCUCGCUAUCAGGACCCUGGCCGCACCAGUGCAUUUGAACAUGGAUCUGAGGGCUUGACUCACUUUGCAGGUGAUUCUGCACUGGAUUCUUGGAUUCUACAUUGAGGAUUUGUGUUUUUGAUACCACUGUCUAGAUUGAACGGUUACACACAGCAUGAAAGACCCAUCACACAGAUGCUGGGAAAGUACCGUGGUUGCUAACUGAUCUCUGGUUAUGAGAGCUGGAAGACUGUUGGCAACCGAAGUCUCCUGGAAAGCCAAAACAUUCUGAAGUUUACACAUCCCACCACUUCCCAAAUGUCCAUCUGAGCUGGAAGACAACCAAAGGAUCCGCAGAGCUGCAACAGAGCUAGAGGAGGCAAAGCAGGUGAUGCACGAAACAGAAGGAAAAUUGGUGACAUCAUGAGCUGUGUGGAAAAGCGACACAUGAGCCAUCGGGUGGGGAGCAUGCUCCACCAUCGCUUUCCCAACGGCUUCACCGACUUGUUCAUGGACGAGACUGACCGCGAGGUCAGCACUCUCACCGAUCGAGCCUUCCGAAGUCUCUGCGUUGGAGAUGACGCAGUUUAUAAUGACGAAUUGUUGUAUGGAUACUCACCUUUCAGCUGCCAUAAACCUUUGGUGGGGGAGCCGCUUAAAAAGACUCAUAAUAAGGAAUCUAAAAAGCAAGGGCAAAACAAAAAUGACAAAAAUUAUGCCCAGCCAUGGAAACAGCAGCAACAGAAAAAUAUAUCCCACAUGUCGUCUUUCCUCAAGGCAUUAAGUGCCACAGAGGAAAGCUGUGAGGGGAUGUUCAUCAAAAAUGGAGGUAUGACAGACUCUAAGGGGGAAUCAUGGGAUAAGUCCGCACUUCGCAGCAUCCAAAGAGAGCUCUCGGAAUUUUCCUCGGAUUAUCACACCAAUCUCACAGAGGGACAUUACAAGAAUCAUCAUCGACAUCACUCUGGUGAUGGUUCAUCAAACAAAACAGGCAAAGAUGUUGCCCUUCCAUCAGGGAAAUCCUCAAAGAUCAAAAAUGGGAAGUCCACUGUCAAACUAAGGAAACUUAACAUCAAAAACUUUUUUCUCCACAGUGAGUUUAGCCCUUUCCAGUCGUGGAGAGAUUUGAAUCAGUUCCCCUUUGGCCAAGAGGACACAGUUCUCCCAACAGAUAAUAUCCCUAAAUGGUACGACUUGCCUUUUUACAAGGAGCUGACAGAGGCACACAGAAAAGAGACUCUGCAUACAGAGGAGGCACAGUCAUGCCAGAAACCGGCAGUUAAGCCCCCUCCUCCCACUGCUCCUAAACCCAUCCCUCCCCCUCCUCCACCAAAGGUCCUGCCAAAGCCCUCAGCUACUCCAGCUGAGAAGAGGUGCUCAUCAGAUGGAGUGGAUGGGAGUGCUGCCCCCUGGAGGCGCAACAGGUCCAGGGCAAAAAGUGUGAUUCCAGUCAACCAGCCUGGUAUACCACCUAAGGAAAACAGUUCAAAAACAGUGGAUGAAAGUAUGUUUUUGAUUAAAAAGGAAGCUAGAUCUGUUGAGGUAAAAGCAGUCGAGGAAGUCAGCUCUUUGGCAUCUACUCCGUUCAGCAUCUGCCAGCUGAUGACUCCCCUCAUUCCCUCCAGACAACCGACAGAAACAUCAGAAAUCCUCCAAGGUGUCCUUUCUGCCCUUGACCUUCCACUAAGACCACACUCUGAGGCCAAACUGACCCCUGAACCUCCAGUCAAGCGGGACAGCUACAAAUCACUCGCCUCUAGCAUCCUCUUUAAUCUGAAAGACAACAGAAAACGGGUGAAAAGCCGUUACAGCCCACCUAAAUUCAAAACUUUAGAAGUGCCUGAGAGUGGCACACAAUCUCCACAGUCAGAUUAUCUGAAAUAUACACAAGCUGGCUCAGAGGGCAAUGCAUCUGGCCUAAGCACUCCAGCAAUUUUUAAAGAUGGACAGACAGUUUUCAGUCCUAUUUUGGAAUCUAACAGCUCUCCAAUAGGUGAUCUUACUAAGCAUGAUACUGAAAGACCUCUUUCAGAUGAUUAUUUAUUAUCAAAUCUCCUGCAAACCAAAAGAGAGGCUGCAGGUAGCACUAGUCUUGGUGAGGAAAAUCCCAUAUCCCCCUUUAUACACUCAAAAAAGACCAAGAGUCCCCGGGCUAAAAAGCAAAACUACCCUUCUCUGAAUUUGUACAAGAAAGCCAGCCCUAAUGACAGUGAUAUGAAAUAUCUUCAAGUCCCAAUGAGCAAUGGUGCUCCUAUACACAUAGACCAACCUACUGAGACAAAUGAACUUUCACCACUCACACUAAACAAAGAACUCUCUCCAAAAGAACUGCCAACAAACACAGGGCUUUCACCAAAUGCUUUAAAUAUCAACAAAGAUCGUUCACCCAUAAUUUCACCCCAGGCACUUGAGAAAGAAGGGUUGUCAUCAAAUGUAUCAGUAGGGAAAAGACCACCAAAUGUACCGGACAAAGUAAAACAACCUGCAAAAGACAUAAAAGAAAAAUACUUGGGAGCACAACCUGUUAGUUCUAAGGAAAAGGAUACAGGUGGCCAACCAAUAAGUACAAUGGAUGUGAUCAGAGCAGCAAGGGAAGCAAUUAUUGCAGCUAAAAAUAAAGCUCUAUCUGCAGCUCAGUCAGAUAGCAUCAAUAAGCCCAUCUCAGAGGAACUGAGGGAGAAAGGAAUGGACACAAAGGUUGCCUAUUCAAAAGAAAUCUUUAAGAGCAAGAGGGACAGUUCAGUAACAGAAAACAACAAUGUUUCAUCUGAAAGUAGAAGUGAAGCAACUGGUGCAACCCUGGUUGGCAAAAAAGGUAAUGUCAAGAAAGAUCCCCCACCAGUUCCAAAGAGAAAUUUUGUUAAGUCUGAUAUUCAACUUGUACUUGACAAACAGCAAACACAUAGUGUUGACAAAUUCACUAAUGGUGAUUCGGGAGAUGUGAAAUUAGAUUUACCACCAAAUGAAAAUGAAUCCGUCCAACAACAGGGCAAAUUCAAACAUAUAUUUUCAUCCAGACAGAACAAUUAUAUAAAAAGUCAGAGAUAUUCAGUCACGGAUGAGGAACAAGGACAGGAGUUUGAGGAAGGGAAUCUGAAAGUGAAUAGAAUGGAGACAGAUGAGGAGAAGAUAUCACCCAGAGAAAUGAGAGAUAGUGAGCAUAUAAUUAAUGACUUGCAUGCUUUGAAAGAGCUUGAGAGAGCCAGACUUGGCGAUGGAAUUCUCGAUAACGCGAAGAACAAAUUAGGGGUUAUUAACAUAGAUGAGGAGACAAGGGCUAAGAAUGAUUUGAUCUCAAGGGAGCUACGGAAUAUUAAGAAAGGUAUGCUGUCUAUGAGAGGGAACACAUCGGCUAAGAGAGAACUAUUUGUAAAUAAAGAGAAGGAGCAGAACAAGCAAGAGGUUUUCACAAAGAUAGACAGUAAUGUCAUAGUAAACAAAACACUAUUAAAUGACAAUUAUGACAAAGCUAAAAUGGCCCUUGAAGAGAUAAUCUCAGAGAGGCAAAAGAGAAAGAAUAAAGUCACAGAGCAGGAUGCAGAUCCAAUAUUUGAUGAGAACUCUAGUGAUGAAGGUUAUGCAACAAGGGUACAGCAACGUAAAAAAGCUAUGAAAGAUUCUAUGACAGAGGCCAAGAAAAAAACAAAUGACAGCACUCUUAGACUAAAAGAGAAAGAUUUAAAAGAGAGGUUAGGUGACCUGAGAGACCACAAUCACAUGAGACAGAUCCUGUCGCAAACAGAACCUAGACUUGGUGAGACUCUCAUAUCAGGUGGUAGGACAGUGCUACCUGGUAUUGAAAAGACUGGCAAUGAGUUAAGCCCACUCAUAAAACCUAAAGCUAAACAUGUUAAUGAUAAACUAACUGAUAAUCCAAGCUAUGAACCAGAAGAGGUGAAUUUGAGACACAUGGUGAGACAGAUGUCUGAAGAGAGUGGAGAAAAUCUGAUGAACCAAGAUGAAGGCAAAAUGAGAGAUGUUCCUCCUGUUCCUCCUAGGAUCAAAAAGGGAGGGAACAGAAGAGAUGGAAGUGUUACUGUGGAGACAGAUAGUUUGAAAGAUGUAAUAGAAGAGGAUAUCUUUAACAAUGAUGGAAAAUGUGAAAAUGGUGACUUAAACUUGAAAGAUAUGAGAGGAGAGAGGAGUACAGGUUCAGAAAAACAUGAGGUAGGUAGUGACCUGUCUACAAAACAAGUUGUACAAGGUCAAACCGAAACCAGUUCUGAUAAAAAGAGGGGGGAUGUAGUAAAUAAUACAAGUUCAAAAUUCAUUAUUGAAACCGAUGCUGUUAUGUAUGAGUCUAAAGAAAAUGAAAAUAAGGCAAAUAACUUGCAAGCAGAUAUUAGCCCCACUCGGGAAGCCACAUUUGAAAACAGCAAUGCAAAGGCACAGGAAACAUACAAGCUAAAGCGGAAGGCUCCUUUAAAACCAGACCAUUUAAACACACCAGAUGACAACUUAACAAACAGUUUAGUGGUAGAAGAACCUGACAAAAUAAACAGAGCUAGUGAGGAAAUAAAUGUGGAUGCAGAAGCGCUUUAUGAAAUCCCUAGGAAUAUAAUAUCACCUUUGUUGUUGGUAAAUGGUGUUAGCAUCAAUCAGAGCCCACCUGAUCAAGCCAGCUUGUCCUCAAAAUCAUCCUACUUCUCUGCGGAGAGUGCACUGCACAGAAACACUGAGACCGAGUCAAACGUUUACCACUCUCUGGAGAACUUGAUUGGUGAGGUGGAGGAGGCUGAUGAGGUGAUGCAGAAUAUUUCAGAAAGCAUAAAACAGGAUACGGACAGGACAGAAGUGGAAUAUUAUUCUUUAAGUGAUCAUGAAAGUGAGCCGGGGGUUGUAAGGCGACCAAUAAAAUCUCCUCAAAAAGAGACUGAAGUACCGUACAAGGACAACAAAGAAAGAGAAAAUGCCACUGCAGAUCAAAGUUCAACUCAUGAUGAAAAUAAUCAGACACCAAUGUCACCCUCCAACAUUUUCUCUCCAACUUUGGGGAUCCCAGCCUUAUUUAAGGUCAAAGACAACACUUUCAGCAAUAAGUUGAAGAAGACUGUACAUCCCUGGUCACCAAGAAGUAGUCUGAGUGGUUCAGAGAGGGGAGAUGAGGAGUUACAUCAAGUAAAGGAAAAUCCAGAACUUCCUCCGCCAAAUGAACCUGCCUCUCAUGGUAGCACACCAAUCCCAGAUGAAAUCAAACCUAAAGAGAUUGCAUCAAACAGUUCACCUCCCCUGCUGCUGUCUCUUUCAAAUCUGCCAAGUGAAAAUCCAAAGAAACCACAGGUUGGAGUGUUCCUCACUGUCCCACAGGAGGAAGACAGAUUUUCUGGCGUGAGCCCGUCAUCUGAAGGCGUGGAGAGUUUAACAACCAGCACAGCUGACACAGCGGAUGAGUUGGGAAUGAAUGUGCGGGAAGUAUCAAAGGUUCCCAGUGAAUGGUCUGGGUCCACUUGCAGUGGUAAUGAAAGCCAAACAGGGCUGCCCAAACCCCCAGCUGUCUUGCCCAAAUCUGAAAAGGCUGUUCUCAAAGCCAUUAAGCUGGCAAAUAGAAGGAUGAAGAAGGAGGAGGCCCAGAAGUCCUCCCACAAGUCAUCUCAAAGCAGCAAACACAGAGUGGAUAGAAACAAAAGUGACAAAUCUGAGCACAAAAGCAGUAGAAAUAGUAAAAGCAGUGAGAGGGAACACAGAGAAAAGAUUGAAAAUGGUCACCAUCACAGUAAAAGCCAUGGUAAAAAUGACGAUCGGAGUGAGCAACUACUCUACGAAAGAAGAGGCCACAAGAGUGAAAACCACCAUCAAGACAAAACAGACAGGGGCCACAAGACUAGGAGACAGAGCCAUGAUUUGGUGGAAAGCAAUAACCUGAACAAUGAAGCACUACCCAGUGUUGCAACAGAAAGGCAAGGCCGCAGCAGCAACAAACAUAUUCGAGAUAAGCCAGAGCAAAGACACUACAGCAGCGAUAGGAUCAUCAGUAAUGUACCUGUAUACAAAGCUCACGUCACCGAGAGACCCACAUCGGACAGGCCAUUGCACCGAUCACAAAGCAUUGACAGGUACUUAGGAGAUAAAGUGGAGCGCAGGCUCAGUGCCGAUAUGUCAGUCAACGAGAAGCUUGAUCCAAGGACCCAGCGCAUUGAGAAAUCCAUCAUGGACGAACUUCAGCAGAGAGGCCGUACCAGAGACAAGGUGAGCAGAGAGAACCCAUUGAGAAGGAGUCACAGUAUUGAUACGUACAGCACAGACGUGCCGCACCCUUCAACUCUGUCCCGCCAGUCAAGCCACACCAGCCACACCAGCCACACCAGCCAGCUUUCUCGCCAGUCUAGCAUUGAACAUGCCAUUGUUACGCAGUCCUUUCCUAUGACCCAACGUAAGCUCCUCCAGGAUCCAGACUCUGGGCAGUACUUCUUUGUUGACAUGCCCGUACAAGUCAAGACGAAAACUUUCUUUGAUCCUGAAACAGGAAGUUAUGUGCAGCUGCCAGUCCAGCCGCCAGAGGGUGCCGUUCCUCAGGCAUCCCCCUUGGAGGUUUUGACCCCACCUAUGGUUGUGUACCACAGCUUUGUCCCGGUGCCUCUGUCUCCCAUGGCUCAGAAAGCUACUAUCCAAGCCUCUCAUAUGACACCAGAGGAGUUUGAGCAGAGACAACUAGAGAGGUCAAGGCAAAGGCACUGUAAGGAAAGACAUCAAUAUUUAGAGCCUGUCUGUGGUCAACAUGACCACAUGUUAGGGGAGUUUCUAGGCACUGAGGAGCUGGACUGUGCGAGCUGAUAGGCCAUGAGCUUUGAAAGGAAAAAUCCCCCCUCUGCUUAAGCUGUUUUGUGUCAUCAAAUUGUGGUGUUCAUUGCAUUCCAGGGAUUAUUUUGUGUUCAAGUGUUCUAAGUUUUUGUUUCCACCUUCACGUUACCUAGUCUACUUUUACUCUAGUUAGUGAUUUCCUACAUUUGCUACAAGCAACGUUUCAUUGAUGAAUUUCUCCCUGUUUGAAUGCUGGUACAAGAUGACUACUCCAGCAAGAAGCCAUUUUUUAAACAUCUUUUGUUUUUAAUACCCUUGUAGCCAUGAUGGAGAUAUUUCAGUGUGAUGUUUUGGUCUGUUAUAUACAGAAUAAAAACACACCAUGAGCAGAAAGAUGGAUCCAGAAAUGCAAGGCACACACUGUUUUGAACAGUGUUAAAGUAUUUCAGGGUGGAUUUUUCCUUCAAGGCUUUUCAUUUAAGUGUCUGAUCCUUGUAUUGCUUUUGUUGGCUUAACUUACACAAGACACAGAUGCUAUGCAGGCUUUGUGAGGCCUCGAUCGCUUUUAUGAAGAGACACGAGUUUGACUUGAGUGAACUGACGGGAUAAUGAAUUUGUGAAUGAAUGAAUUUUUGUCGAAUGCUGGUUUGACAAAUCUGUGUAAGAUAUUUUUGAGAAAGACGAAAGGAACAUGGACAAUCCAUGUACAUAUUGUAUUUAAGUGUAAACAGAGAGAGGUAAGUUUGAAUGUAAAUGUGGAAUAUUUAUUGUAAAUGCUGUUUGUUAUACACAUCUACAGUGGUAUUGGGGUCUCCACUGCAUUUCAGGUAUUGUGUGGUGUUUGUUUUAUUAACUGCAGUUUGUUGCCUUGAGAUUUCUUUUUUCACCAGACCGUGUGCAGUCACUUAAGUUAUCCUUCAAGGUACUUGAAACAAAUUGAAUUCAUUGAAACAUUUUCUUUGAUUUGUAGGUUACAGAUUUCAACUGAUCCACACAACUAAAAUUUUAAAAAUUUGCAUGCUAACCUAUUGAAUGUCUUUGAGACGACACAUUUCAUUUAUACUGUCUAAAAGCUUUAACUGGCAUUAUGCCAAUUCAUAUUUUUUUUAAUAUGCAGAGAAGAGGAGGAGAGGACAAUUGGUUUUGCAAGUUUGUUGCAUUGGAAUUUUUUCUAAAGUAGAAUAAAGCAGGGCUGUAUUGUGUCUGUGAUCCAUUCCAAUAAAAAGAACAACUGUUGUUACAGA